CGAGAGUUGGUAUCAGUCCGUUUUACUUCUUAACGAAGAACAUCGUUCCGACAAGAAGAAAGAACCACAUAAAGAAAUGGCUUUGUUUAUUGGUGCUCUGCUUGCCGUGGUUAUAGUGGUAGUAGCAGGUGAUUGUAAACCAAAAUAUGAUCUGACACAGUCAGCAUUUACGGCCAAGAUGACAAGGAGCAUCAACGCAUCGCCAACCAAAAAUACACGUAUCGUCUUCGAUUCACUCUUGACAAACAUCGGCAAUGACUACAAUGCUGAAAACGGCAAAUUUACUACUAGAAUCGCAGGAACGUAUGUUUUCACCCUAACUCUAAUGAGUAAGUACUCAUCUAGAAGCACGGCGUUUGGUUGUUUGCAUAAGAAUGGUAAAGAACAGUUCUGCGUCUGGUCCAAUGGAAACAACGCCCACGAGACGUCAAGCAAUACGAUCACAAUCAAUCUUAAAAAGGGUGAUGUCGUUGACAAUGUCCUAAAGGCUGGCAAAAAUUAUGCACUUCACAACUACGGUCAAGCUGGAUACUGUUCAUUUACUGGCUUCUUGCUUUAUCCAGAAGUUAGUGUUCUGGAAAAUCUAUUAAAGACCAUCGACACCCUGAGUAAAUAGGCAUAUAGGCCUAUGAAAAAUACUGAGGUAUCCUCUUACGGUCACUCAGUAGCCUUACUUGGUGGUGGUAGUACAUUCGACUAAUUCAGGGAAUAUAAAUUGAUAGACAGGCAGACGACAUGAUAUAAUAAAAUUUAUUGCAGUGACUUUACAUAGUUUACGUGUUUAACAACUAUUUUGGCACUUUUAUUUACACAUUAAGAUAUAUAAGUUUACGUGUUUAACUACUAUACUUUGUCACUUUUCUUAACACAAUAAAAGACGAUGUACAAUUAUUGACGGUUGACACAAAUCUCUUAAAAUAUAAUAAAAUAAAACGGAUAUAAAAAAACACCGUGUUAAUUUAAAUUCUGUACAAUUUCUAAUCGACUCCUUCUACUAUGUUUGUGACCCGUGCUCAAUAAAAGUCAUCGCUACCCUGAAA
Messenger RNA from Anneissia japonica, 1040 nucleotides. Its product is annotated as complement C1q tumor necrosis factor-related protein 4-like. The transcript is spliced from 2 exons. Bases 77 to 616 code for a protein of 179 amino acids. The record is from RefSeq and is a predicted model, not a curated record. Gene Ontology annotation, molecular function: protein binding. Lineage: Eukaryota; Metazoa; Echinodermata; Crinoidea; Comatulida; Comatulidae.